Dermatophagoides pteronyssinus (European house dust mite) is the source of this 2146-nucleotide messenger RNA. Its product is annotated as phosphoenolpyruvate carboxykinase, cytosolic [GTP]-like. NCBI's taxonomy places the organism in Eukaryota, Metazoa, Arthropoda, Arachnida, Sarcoptiformes, Pyroglyphidae. The record is from RefSeq and is a predicted model, not a curated record. Gene Ontology annotation, molecular function: phosphoenolpyruvate carboxykinase (GTP) activity; GTP binding; manganese ion binding. Gene Ontology annotation, biological process: response to lipid; oxaloacetate metabolic process; gluconeogenesis. Gene Ontology annotation, cellular component: cytosol.
UUAAUUGAUUGAAAAAAAACGAAAUUGACUGACAACUCUUGACAAAAAGUUGAACAAAAUUUCAUCGACAAAUUUUUAAACCUAAUUAAAGCAUCAUAUAACCAGUUUUUACAAGAAAAUGAUGAUGAAAACAUCUUUAGCCAUAACGGCACAUCGUUUUAUUUUAACUAGAAAUAUACGUUUGACCGAUCUAGUUAAACAUCGAACGAUGAUUUCCGUUGCAUAUCAAAAAGGUCAUUUUGAAGGUACAACAAGCCUUGGUUGUCAAACGACCAAAACAUUUAAUACCGUUUCGAAUCGUGGCCUUACAAAUCUUAGUGCAGCCACACUUAGUGAAUCGGUAAAGAAAUUUAUCGAAGAAAAAGCACGUAUCUGUAAACCGGAUCAGAUUCAAAUUUGUGAUGGAUCCGAGGCAGAAAAUCAACAAUUGAUCGAUCUGAUGGUCAGCCAGGGAAUGCUUGAAAAGCUUCCGAAAUAUGAGAAUUGCUGGUUAGCCAGAACCGAUCCAGCCGAUGUGGCACGUGUUGAAUCCAAGACGAUAAUUUCUACACCAAACAAACGUGAUACGGUACCAAUACCGAAAGAAGGUGUCGAUGGAACAUUAGGCAAAUGGCUUUCACCAGAAGAUUUACAGAAAGCUUUAGAUGAACGAUUUCCAGGCUGUAUGAAAGGUCGUACCAUGUAUGUUAUACCGUUUAGUAUGGGACCAAUCGGUUCACCAUUGUCAAAGAUUGGAAUUCAAUUAACCGAUUCAGCAUAUGUUGUUGCAUCGAUGAGAAUCAUGACAAGAAUGGGUGAAGCUGUGCUAAAAACAUUGGGUGAGAGUGAUGAUUUUAUUCGUUGUCUUCAUUCGGUUGGAUGUCCAUUGCCAUUACAACGGCCAUUGAAACAGAAUUGGCCUUGCAAUCCUGAAAAAACAUUGAUUUCACAUAUUCCUGCUCGAAAUGAAAUCGUUUCAUUUGGUUCUGGUUACGGUGGAAAUUCAUUGUUAGGAAAAAAAUGUUUCGCUCUACGAUUAGGAUCGAUUCUAGCCAAACGUGAAGGAUGGUUUGCAGAACAUAUGCUAAUCUUGGGCAUUACUAAUCCACAAGGUAUUAAACGAUAUGUAGUGGCAGCUUUUCCAUCCGCUUGCGGUAAAACAAAUCUGGCUAUGUUAACACCAACAUUACCUGGAUAUAAAGUUGAAUGUGUUGGUGAUGAUAUUGCAUGGAUGCGUUUCGAUAAAAACGGUGUUUUACGUGCAAUCAAUCCGGAAUAUGGAUUCUUCGGUGUUGCACCGGGUACUAACAAUAAAACCAAUCCGAAUGCAAUGAAAACCAUCUCAAGCAAUACUGUUUUCACCAACGUUGCCAAAACAUCUGAUGGUGGUAUCUAUUGGGAAGGGUUAGAAGAUGAAGUUGAUCCAAAAGUAAAAAUUACCUCAUGGCUGGGCGAAGAAUGGACAAAAGAUAGCGGAAAACCAGCAGCACAUCCAAAUUCACGUUUCUGUGCACCUGCUGGCCAAUGUCCAAUAAUUGAUCCAUGUUGGGAAGAUGCACAAGGUGUACCAAUCAGUGCCAUCAUUUUUGGUGGUCGUCGUCCCGAAGGUGUUCCACUUGUUUACGAAUCAUUUGAUUGGAAACAUGGUGUACUAGUUGGAGCAUCAUUACGUUCGGAGGCAACUGCAGCUGCUGAACAUAAAGCAAAAGUUAUAAUGCAUGAUCCAUUUGCAAUGCGACCAUUUUUUGGCUAUAAUUUUGGCCAUUAUCUUGAUCAUUGGUUAAGUUUUGCAGAAAAACCAGAUUUACAGCUUCCAAAAAUAUUUCAUGUUAAUUGGUUCCGAAAAGAUAAACAAACUGGAAAAUUUUUAUGGCCAGGUUUUGGCGAAAAUUGUCGAGUAUUGGAUUGGAUCAUACGACGUGUAGAAAAUGAAAACAUUCAAAUGGAUUCACCAAUCGGUUAUCUUCCAAAAAGAGAUUCAUUCCGCGCUGAAGGGCUAGAUAUUGACUAUGAUAAAUUGUUCGAUGUACCUAAAGAUUUCUGGAAACAAGAAGUCACCAGUAUUCGUAAAUAUUUUGACGAACAAGUUGGUGAAGAUUUGCCUAAAGAAAUAGCCGAACAAUUGAAUAAAUUGGAACAACGACUCAAUCAGUAAUGGUUAUAAAAA